Molecule: messenger RNA, 940 nt
Organism: Sorghum bicolor (sorghum)
Lineage: Eukaryota; Viridiplantae; Streptophyta; Magnoliopsida; Poales; Poaceae
Exons: 2
Coding region: 100-717 (205 amino acids)
Biological process (GO): response to heat
Source: RefSeq, a predicted model, not a curated record
UUUACAAUGAUGCAUCAUCGAUCGCCACUGCAAAGCCGCAGUGAGUGCACAAGAAAGAACACAUAGUGCAAGCACGUACUAGCGGUGAUAGAUAUAUAGAUGGCGAUGUCGUUGAGCUCCUGCACCACCCUCCUGAUGAGCUGGGCGGCGGCGCCGCCAGCGCCGGGGAAAUCCUCUCCCGGCGCCGGAUCACUCAUGCAGCAGCUCCGCAGGAGACAGCCGCCGCCGGCGGCGGCUUCGUCGUCAGUAGAGGCUCUGCGUUGGGCCUCCUCAUCAUGCAAGCUGCAGGUGGAGUCCCGGUCCCGGCGAGCUGCUGUCUUCGCGUGCCAUGCGCUAAAUAAGUACUCGUACCACAUCGACCCCACUGCUCUGGUGUACCGGCCUACAACUACAUUAGCGGGCACCAACUGGAGAAUCUCAGAAGACAAGGACAAGGACCUCAUCAUCCUGGAGCUGGAGGUAGGAGAACUGACCCAGGAUAAACUGGAGGUUUCAACAACGGACCACGUGCUCCUGGUCGUCAAGUACACGGGCGACAUCAACGACGAGUGGCGGGCGAGUUCGCUGGACGUCCGCCUGCUCAUGCCGCCCGGCUACGACGACAAGAAUGUCGGGGCGAUGAUGGUGUCCAAAGGCUGGCUCAAGAUUACUAUCCCCAAACCCAAGCACCAGCCCAAUAAGAUACCAAUCUCCUCCUCCUCGUCGUCGUCGCCAUAAGAUAUAACAUACCAAUGAAGAAGAAGAAUGUAGCUGCUUUAUUUUACCCUACUCUUAAUCGGCAAGUGACGAACAAAAACGGUGGAUAUGAGGGGACAAAAAUCUGGCAGACUGAAAUUUUACCUUUUUAUAGAAAGGUAUAGAUUCUCACUUCUUAAGAAGACAUAUAUUUUUAACUUUAACUAAAUAUAUAUAACAAAAUAUUAAUAGUUGUGAUGCAUAA